Humulus lupulus (European hop) is the source of this 1512-nucleotide messenger RNA. Its product is annotated as polygalacturonase-like. Gene Ontology annotation, molecular function: polygalacturonase activity. NCBI's taxonomy places the organism in Eukaryota, Viridiplantae, Streptophyta, Magnoliopsida, Rosales, Cannabaceae. Bases 1 to 1512 code for a protein of 503 amino acids. The record is from RefSeq and is a predicted model, not a curated record. The transcript is spliced from 4 exons. Gene Ontology annotation, biological process: carbohydrate metabolic process.
AUGGCAGCCACGGAGACGAUGGGCAUCGACCCGAUUCUAAACCGAGCCCUGAAUGAGUUCACCAGCGCCAUGCUAACCCUCACCGCUGGCCGCAUCCACCUGGGUGCCAUUGCCGAGGAGACCAAGACCUCGGACCAACGGCACGAGGAGGAAUUCAAAGCUGCCAAGGCUCGAUACGCUGAUCAGCUGGCGGCGGUGACUGCAGAAAAGGAGUUGGAGGAGAAGCAAAAAUAUUUGGAGAAAGCCUGCGAGUCGAGGGAUCAAUAUAAGGAGUCCAAUCGCUUUAAUUAUAAGAUGGGAAGAUCCUUAGAAUUGGUUGUUGCUGUUGUUGUAGUGUGUGCGGUGGCCUUGCUGUUAGGAAGCAGAGCAGCCGCAGCAGCACCAGUAGUGGUGUCGACAUACAACGUGGUGAGUUUAGGAGGCAAAGGCGACGGGAAGACAGAGUCCAGCAAGGCGUUCCUGGCAGCAUGGGGCAAAGCCUGUAGUUCCACCAAUCCGGCGGUGGUAUACGUGCCCCCAGGGAGGUUCUUGCUGAAGAAUGUGGUGUUCAGUGGGCAAUGCAAGAACAAGGCUAUCACCUUCCGCAUUGCAGGAACACUGGUCGCACCAACUGACUACCGGCUCAUUGGCAACGCUGCUAAUUGGAUCCUCUUUCAGUAUGUCAAUGGGGUUACCAUUUCUGGCGGAAUCCUUGACGGUCAAGGCACUUCUCUCUGGAACUGCAAGAACUCACCCAAGACUAAUUGCCCCCCCGGAGCCACGACGCUGGGAUUUUCCAACUCAAACAACGUAAAAGUCUUAGGAGUAACUUCCCUUAACAGCCAGAUGUUCCACAUCGUCAUCAACGGUUGCAACAACGUUAAACUACAAGGCGUCAAGAUCACGGCCCCCGGAAACAGCCCCAACACCGAUGGCAUCCACGUUCAGCUCUCCACCGGCGUCACAAUCCUCAACACCAAGAUCGGAACAGGAGACGACUGCGUAUCCAUAGGCCCCGGCACCGCCAACCUUUGGAUCGAGAGCGUGACGUGUGGACCCGGCCACGGAAUCAGCAUAGGGAGCCUGGGAAAGGACGCCACGGAGGCCGGCGUCCAGAACGUGACGGUGAGAACGGUGACGUUUAGGGGGACCCAAAACGGGGUGAGGAUAAAGUCGUGGGGGAGGGAGAGCAGCGGGUUCGCGAGGAAGAUUGUGUUCCAGCAUGUGGCGAUGGUGAACGUUCAGAAUCCAAUCGUGAUCGACCAGAAUUACUGCCCGAGAAACGACGGGUGCCCGGGGAAGGUGUCGGGGGUGAAAGUGAGCGAUGUGACGUACCAAGACAUUCACGGGACCUCAGCGACGGAGGUGGCGGUGAAGUUCGAUUGCAGCGCUGUAAAUCCAUGUAGCAGAAUCCAGUUGCAGGAUGUGAAGCUUACUUUCAACAAUAACAAUCGGAUUACUACUGCACAAGCUUCUUGUAGCCACGCCGCCGGAACCGCUUCUGGGAUGAUCCAGCCUUCAAGUUGUUUGUAA